GGAACCUGAUGUCUGUUCUAGAAGUGGUGAUAUGGCAAAUUUGGAAGUGGAAGAAUAUUGAUCAAACAGGAACUACUUUAUCUAUGCAUCCAAGGGAUAUAUGAAACAAGACUAAAGCAAUGCCGAAGACAGGGUAGACAACUCUAGCCCACCAGAAUAUGGAGGGACGUACUGGCUUGUCCUUGAUUACACUGCUCCUGUGUGCUGCAAGUAUUGGAGCAUGGACAGGCCCCGAUUUCUGGAAUUCUCGAUACAGUGUCCUCAGUUAUCCUAGUUUCUGGGGUUUGUGGUCAGAUAGCACAUCUAGUGCCAUUAGCCACUAUCAUCUGGCGAGCAGUGAGUACAAUGGACGUGUUUGCUCCGGCUGUAGUUGUAACGAAGGUGACCGAGUUGUCACUGGCUGCUCAGGGACAGUAUAUUUGAAAAAUUAUGUAUUUGACAACCUGACAACAGAGUCCUUCUCCUCCUUAGCCUCUGUCACAUCGAUAAAGAUUAUCAGCGUGCCAACGUUUGUGUUGAUUGAGAAGAACCUGCUAACUUCGAUGACAAGUUUGACAGAGCUUAUUAUCACACAGACUGGACUGACGGCUGUCCCAGAUGUAUCCAACACGGCCUUGACCGAAAUGAUGCUCGGAGAAAAUUCAAUAAAUUUGUUUAGUCACAACUACACCAAAAUAAACUGGCCUUCAACACUGACCAAAGUAUCUCUGAUAGAGAACAGUAUCAAUAUGAUACCGACUGGCUAUUUUAGUGGUAGCAGCAUCGAGUACCUUGGGUUAAGUAGAAACAGUUUGAGAUAUGUUCCUGGAUCUGCUCUUAAAGAUGUCAACACUCUUCUGUUUCUAGGAGUUGACGAGAACCUGAUUACAGGUGUUUCCAGGUCUCACCUGUCCUAUUUUGCAUCAUCCCAGCUACAACACCUCAAUCUAAGUAACAAUGCCAUCAGAUACAUCCAGCCUACAGCUUUGGAACAAAUCGGCAACCUUAAAGUUCUUGAGGUCCACAACAAUGAGUUGACUACAUUAACCAAAGGAGUGUUUGCCAACAUGCCAAAUCUGCUACAUUUAGACUUGGUUAAAAACAAAUUAACUAUUCUAGAGGAGGAUAGUGUAACCAACCUGCCUGCCCUGAUUACACUGAAGCUCCACAGCCAGCUACAAGGUGACGGUCUUACUAAUAUCUACUAUAACGCCUUCAAAUACAUCAAUGGCAACCUCACAAAUCUGUGGGUGAGUGACAAUGCUCUGACCAGUUACCCCCAUGUAGUGUUGUCCGAACAGCAGUAUGACAAGCUAACUAAAGUUUUUGCUGAUAAAAACCGUAUAACCAACAUGACCUUGUACAGUGAUGAUGGCUUUUCUCCUACUGCACUGAGCCUUCACGAAAAACGACAGAGAACAUUUCAACUGUGGAGCACUUCCCCAAACAUUCGCUAUAUGUACCUCCACUCCAACCUCAUCCCAGAGUUCCUGUCUACAGACUUCUGUGAUCUGACCAUCCUUUACUAUCUUAAUCUGGAUUCUAACCUCCUCACCAAUGACAAGUUCCCUGAUGACGUGCUGACCUGUCUAUCUUACCUUAAUUAUGUUGAUCUGGGUAGUAACCAUUUCCAGUAUGUUCCUCAGACUGUUCGCUCCGCUAACAUGACAUCCCUGGAAACCAUCCUACUCGACAGCAACUAUCUCACUUUCAUUGAAACAGGAACUUUCACACAGCUCCCAGCAUUACUGACAUUAUCUCUCAGCAGUAACAAUAUUGUUGUUGUUGAGAAUAAUUGUUUUCCUGCCACUAUCGCUUCUAUCACCUUGAGCAGCAACUGUUUUCGAUUUACACACGAAAAUCCAUUCACGAAUCUCACGGCACUGACCACACUCACACUGUCCAGCAACCAGAUCAACGUCAUCCCUAGUACCGCGUUCACCAACUGUACUGCCCUCACAGACCUACAGAUCAACUCCAACAACAUUGGCUGGUUGACUGCAGGGAUGUUUUCUGACUGCCCGCUGACCUACCGUUUCUCAGCUUCUAGUAACGACAUUGCCUAUAUAGAGGACGGGACAUUUGCCCACAUCAGCAGUAUAACCUAUCUGUAUCUCCAGGACAACAAACUGACCCGAUUUCCAAAGGGUGGGGAUUUUUCCAACCUGAACGUGAAUUAUCUAAGUCUAGGCACUAACCGGUUCACUGAGGUACCUGCCGGUGUGUUCAACGGUACUACAGUGGGUAACAGUCUAGACCUGAGUAAUUCUGAGAUAUCAGUCAUUGAAACUGGAGCCUUCCAAUAUGUCAGUGUAUCUGGGACACUAAGCUUGUCAGGGAAUCCUCUAAAAACCCUCCAGGAGAAAGCCUUCCAUACUGUCAGCUGUAGUAACCUAUACAUGAAUGGAAUGCAGAUCACACACAUUCCCACGGGAGCCUUCCAGUUUGUGAGUGCAACAGACAUCUAUCUCCAACAGAAUGCCAUCACCUAUAUUGACAUAGCAGCAUUUGAUGGCAUCAGCUCAAGAGACCUAGACUUAAGUGGUAACCAGAUAACUACUCUUCGAGGAAACAUUUUUGCUAACAGCUCUUCAAUUUCGCGGUAUCUUGAUCUCAGCCAGAAUUCCAUUUCGUCAAUCCCCAAGACUGCAUUUGAUGGGUUAUCAUCUGUCAAUACAGUAAAAUUGGGUGAAAAUAAGAUUGCUGAAUAUCCAGCGAAUGCCCUAGCUAACAAGAAUGUGAGGACAGUGGAUGUAUCAGACAACCUUAUUGCUGACCUGUCCUUGGUAGCCUUCCUCAACCAAGCUACAAUGACGUCACUUGACCUGAGUAACAACCUCAUCACCAAUAUCAUCGCUGGUGUGUUAGAUCCUCUGGUUGCCCUUCAGACUCUAUCCCUGAGGAAUAACAGUAUUGGUUAUGUCCAGCCAAACUCCUUCUCUGCCUUGGGGUCACUGAAGACACUGGACAUGGCCCUCAACCAGAUGUAUUUCUUUCCAAGUUUGCCUAAUAUGACUGAGCUGACCUCUAUUGACCUCUCCAACAAUCAGCUUGCGUCCUUUGAAGUUGCCACAUUUGAUGAGUUUGAGGGCAGCACAAAAUUCAAAACAUUGACACUGACUGGUAAUGAUGCUAUCGGAUGUGACUGUUAUAUCUACCAGACCUUAGAGAAGGUACAGGAGACUAUUACUGGAGGAACCUGUGGAUCGCCAUCACAGACAGCUGGAGUCCUGUUUGACUAUGCAACAAAAACUAAUGCAACCUACUUCCUGAAUGCAGAUGUCAACAAUUUUCUGUGUUCUCCGUUGAAUGUAGCUGCUACAGCCUUGACCUCUAGUGAUGUCACAGUGACCUGGACACGCCCUAACAGUACUGUGGCUUCCACCACUACGGCAAGCAAUGCUGAAGCCGCUGCAUGGCAAUACCAGGUUACCUGUACGGCCUCGAGUACAGGAACAUCCCACACCCAUCUGGCUACUGCUGUGUUUACGCACACCUUCACUUCUGGGGAUGGUAUCCAAGGCAACACAGAGUAUGUCUGUGUGGUGGCGCUAGUAGUCGGAAGUGGGGCUAAUGGUACAACCAGUGCACCUAGUCAACCGGGGGUCGCUACGACACAGAUGAACUCAGUGGCUGCUGGUAAUUCCUCAGGAUCUGCCAGUGACUGGAUAUUACCUAUAACCUAUUAUGACUUCAGCACAGCCCAUGUUGACUUUACAGGAUAUGAGAGCACAGUAAUUUCUCAGCCAACCUAUGUUCCGAGUCCCUAUGGCGGUUGGUUAAUGCGCUCAAGUACGCCUAGCACCGAUACCUUUUCUGAAUGGUUUGUCAGCAAAUCUGGAACCAACCAUGAAUUUGAUAACAACAUCACAUUGACUCUCAUUGUCGCGUCCCCUCCCACUCACAGGUUUAUUUCGGACAAAUUUUACCCAGUAGAUGGAACAGGCUUCGGUAAUAAUGAAAAAGAUUGUCUAGGUGAAGACCACAACUUGGGUUUUACAUCAGCAGUUCGAUCUGGCUUUGUGUACCAAGGGAACGAGAAUAUUGCUGUAGGAGGUGGGGAUGAUAUGUGGGUUUACCUCAAUGGUGUCCUUGUCCUGGAGGUCACAGCAAGAGGGGAGGGUGCAAACAUACCCUGUAAGAAAAUCGACAUAUCAGCUGCCUCAGCUUCAGGUGGAGCCACCCUGACUCCCCAGUCUGGGUACGUGGUGAACAGUCAGUGUAUAGUAUCGGCCACAGAGAUCAAUGAUAAUGUGACACUGGACCUUGAUGUUGGGGAGAGAUACCACUUUUCUGUGUUCCAUGUUGAGAGACUACAGUGUGCUUCCAGUUUGUUCAUCAACACUGAAAACUUUGAAUUUAUUGUGAAUCCUGAAGACGAGCCUCCUCGAGAUUAUGUCAUCAGUUUCGAUGAGGAUUAUCAUCUUAAUGGCAUCAUACAGCAAGUGGUUUUAUCUGACGUAUUCUCCGUAGGUCCACCAUUUACUGUAGAUAUCAUCAGAGGUAAUGAGGCUAGACAUUUUACAAUGGUGGACAAUGAUGCUGGAAACCAGGCAGCUGCUGUAGCGCCAUCAGUUGUCGCUCCAAACUUCACUACCAUUGACGGAAUCCAAUUUGUUGAGUGUGCGUCCCCCUCCUCCAUUACUCCAGAAGGACAUGACACUUCUGUAGAAACAUUCAGUAUUACCACAGAUAUCGGACUGUUUGUGCUGGCUUCGACGUUUGACUACGAAGCUAAUACCACCUACACGGUUGUUGUACAGGUAGCGGACCCCGGAAAGUCUCCCCCGACCACUGGUACUAUCACAAUCAAGGUGAAAGUCAAUGAUGUAAAUGACAAUUGCCCAGAACUGAACCAGACUACGUAUGCUUUGAAUGGGGAUCCUUCCCUGCAGUUGUCUCCCCUUACCCAGGUGUUCGCCACUGACAUAGACUCCGGAAACAAUGCAGACAUUCUCUUCUACAUCUCCUCUGUUGUAGCUGACCCAGAUAUAGUGUUGAGCUGGAAUGAAUCGUUUAACCUGUUCAAUGAAGUAUAUGCUGCCAAUACCACACUGAAGUUUUCUGUGAUCGCUGUGGACAAUGGAGGAUAUCCGACACGGGGGACUCGGGCAUCAUUGGAGUUCGUGUCGGACAACUCUUGUCUGUUAGAUGUAGAAUACGGUCCAAUAAGUUACUCUCUGUCAGUGGAUAACACGACGGGAGAGGUCUUCUUCAGGGCCCCCGGAUACUACUUCUACCAGUUCGCGUGUAGAGAUGCCCUAGGAGUGGAGUCAGGAGUUAUAUUGGGAACACAAAUGUCGGCCUCCUCCUCAGCUGAUUUAACUAGUGCAGAUCGGGGCAGACUCAACAUUGCAGCUCUCCCGCUCGAAGCUGACCAAUCUAGUCUAAAAGGAGGAUGGAUGUCUCAAACUAAUGACGCCAGUCAGUGGAUACAGGUAACAAUGAAUGAGACUUACCAAAUUCAGCAGGUUCAACUUCAGGGCCAGGAGGAGGAGGAUAACUGGGUAACAACCUUCAGUAUCGGCUACAGUUCUGAUGGUAGUGUUUGGACCACGUACACCAACGCUUCAGGGACGAGCGUAUUUGCUGGAAGCACUGAUCGAUCGACAGUGGUCACUGUAGGACUUGAUCCCUUCAUAGAGACCAACUAUAUCCGCAUCCAACCUGUCACCUGGAACAAUAACAUUGCCCUCCGGUUUGAGCUUAUCGGCUGUUCUGUCAGCAAGUACAAUUAUCACCGGACGACAUGUGAGCGAUGCCUCACCACAAAUUACUGUGUAGGAGAUGGUACCGCAUUGCCAUGUGGAAGAUGUGAACCGGCUCAGGCCAACUCCACAUGUGGACGCUCUCAAACGGAACACUCUUUUGGACUCGCUUCAGAAUGUACCACUUGUCCUCUUGGCUGGAUAUGUAGUAAUGGUUACGCGACACCCUGCCCAGACUAUCACUAUGUGACCUGUAAUGACACUGAUUGCCCCACUUCCUGUAGUCAGUGUGGAUCGGGAUACGCAUGUCGCGGCGGCCAGAGAUACGAAUGUGAUGUUGGUACUUACUCAAAUGGAACCGUAGAGUUUUGUCAGCUCUGUGUGGCGGGGACCUACCAGGACCAAAAGACCCAAGGGUCCUGUAAAAACUGUCCAGCAGGAUACACAAGUACUACAAUGAAGGAUCGUUGUGAUGUUUGUCCUAUAAAUACUUACUCAGACGCGUAUGGGAGCACAUGCCAGAAUUGUCCUUCCACCGCUGAGUGUCCUUGUCUGGUGUCAGGCUCUCCCUGUCACAGUAGUAGUCUGUGUUACAACAUGAAGGUCGGAGGGGCGUAUUCAUCAGCGUGUCUCUCUUGUCCAACUGGCUACACUGGGGACGGGAUCACUUGUACAGACAUUAAUGAGUGUGCAGUACACAACCCAUGCUGGAACAACAGUGCCUGUAUAAACACGUCGCCAGGGUACCAGUGCAGCGCAUGUCCUUGCGGCUACACAGGAACAUUUGAGGAUGCAUUUUCCAUAGAAAUACACAGACGGACGUUUGACUUGUACAAUACUGUGUGGACCAGUGCCAACCAAUCAUGUGUCGACGUUGACGAGUGCCUUAUUAACAAUGGAGGAUGUAACGGCAAUGCCUUCUGCUACAAUACUGUGGGGAGUUACUACUGUGGACCGUGUAAGACGGGAUACUUAGGAGAUUCCGUCAGUGGCUGUAGACUAGCCGACUACUGUGCAGCCGGUACCCACCUAUGUAACUCCAACGCUGAUUGUCACUAUACUGGUCCAGCAGAGUAUCGCUGUCAGUGUAAAGCAGGCUGGGCUGGAGAUGGAUAUAUUUGUGGUGAAGAUACCGAUGUGGAUGGAAACCCAGAUUUAGGACAAUCCUGCUCCGCCAGAAAAUGUGCUAAGGACAACUGUCCACUCAAACCUAACAGCGGACAGGAGGACAGUGAUGGUGACUCCUCUGGCGAUAUAUGUGACUACGACUCCGAUAAUGAUAACAUCUUUUAUGAUGAACAGGACAAUUGCCCUUACGUGUCAAACCCAAACCAGCUUGACACUGACGGUGACGGUCGUGGAGACGUAUGUGACAACUGUGUUAAUACGGCCAACUUUGACCAGGCAGAUGUGGACGGGGAUGGGGUAGGAGAUGCCUGUGAUACAGACAUUGACGGGGACGGCCAGCUUAAUGGAGCGGAUAAUUGUCCAUACGUAUCUAAUGCAGCUCAGACAGAUACAGAUGGAGACACUGUAGGAGAUAGCUGUGACAAUUGCUUGUCCGUCUCUAAUUCUGCACAGACAGAUACAAAUGAGAAUGGGGUCGGAGACGCCUGUGACGGAAGUGACAAGGAUGGAGAUAGUAUACCAGAUGCGUUAGAUAACUGUGUUGAGGUUCCCAAUGGAGAACAGACAGACACAGAUGGAGAUGGAACAGGAGAUUACUGUGACACAGAUAUAGAUGGCGAUGGUAUCCUCAACACCGCUGACAACUGCGUAUACGUGUCCAAUGCUGCACAAACUGAUGCCGAUGGCAACCACAGAGGCGAUGCCUGUGAGAGUGACCUUGACCUUGAUACUGUUCUGGACGUAGACGACAACUGUCCCAAGAAUAAAGAUAUAACCGUCACUUCAUUUGCUGAUUACAUCUUGUUGGAUCUUAACCCAAGUUUGACAUCAGAAAACGCCUCAGUAUGGUCAAUGCAGGAUACUGGGAGAGAGAUUUGGCAGCUACAAUCAACACUGAAGCCUGUUGCUCUUAUUGGAAAUAAAUACUUUGACCAUGUAACGUUUACUGGAACGACGUUUGUGAACCUGGAUGAUUGUUAUGGAUUCAUUGGGUUUAUAAUCGGUUAUCAGAGCAACACCAAAUACUAUCUUGUUACAUGGAGACACAUCCACUUCAAUUUGGAGGACCGCGGUGGCAUCAAGGGGGUGCAACUCUGGCUAAUAGACUCUACUACAUGCCCUGACAACAAUUACGCCAAGGCCCUAUAUCAUGGCUGUGAUACCACAGACACUUCUACGUUACUCUGGCAGGACCCAAAUCUUGCUGGCUGGGAGUGUCUUACUGGGUACAAGUGGACUAUACAGCAUAGUCCCUCUGUGGGCCUACUCAGGGUGCUUGUAGAACAGGGGACAACAACUAUUGCCGAUUCUGGAGACAUAUUCAAUGUUGCCAUCAAUGGUGGACGGCUGGGUGUGUUUUCUUAUAACCAGACACAGUCGGUGUGGUCCAACCUCCAAUACAGGUGUACAGACAGAUUGAAUUAUGCCCUGGAGUUUGAUGGGACGAGCACGUAUGGAGAAAUAGCUAAUCUUUCUGACCUGGCAAUAGUUAAAAGUUUCACUUUCGAGGCCUGGGUAUACCUGCCUAGUGGCGCGCCCUCCACCAAACUGCCAAUCCUAUGUACCUUGUCUCGGGAGCUUUGCCUGUUUAUAGAGGGCGGCACCUUUCACACCCAAAUUGGUUCUCAUAUUGUUGAUGGAACGACAACAAUCACUACCGAUACCUGGACCCAUAUAGCAACACGAUACAAUGCCCAACAGGGAACAUUGACCAUGUUUGUUAACGGAGCUGACGGCGGUGUCACAAAAGAAGUAGAGAAUACCACCAUGUCGGAGAUCACAUGGGAUCCAAGUUCGACUUUGUGUAUGGGGAGGGACAGUAACUAUUACUACAAAGGCAAAAUUGAUGAGGUGAGAAUCUAUAACAUACAAAUACCAGAUACUGAGAUAGACACUUACUGGCAGAAGGCAGGUAUGGACCGCGAGUACAAAAAGUUCACACUGUCUGCUCACUACACAAUGGACGGUAACACAGACACCUCGGUGUUGACAGACAAGGGACCUUUGAACCUUAAUUCAACACUAUACGGAUCUCCAGCGUUUGUUGAGAGUACCACAGACUACCUCAGAUAUUACCACACCAACAACUAGACCUUAGAUCUAUGGGGCUGAUCACAAACAGGGAUCCUGUUAUAUCCACAAGUUGGCCCUAUGGACCUUACUACAGACAGUGACCCGUUUUUAUAUCUACGCCAUAUAAAUAGUAAUAAAAAUGUAUAUCUAGAAAUGUUGUGGUAAUUUACAUGUUACAAAUUAAAUUUAUAUUUUGCAA
This is a messenger RNA of Pecten maximus, 9087 nucleotides long. RefSeq lists its product as uncharacterized. Lineage: Eukaryota; Metazoa; Mollusca; Bivalvia; Pectinida; Pectinidae. Gene Ontology annotation, biological process: homophilic cell-cell adhesion. The record is from RefSeq and is a predicted model, not a curated record. Gene Ontology annotation, cellular component: extracellular region; plasma membrane. Gene Ontology annotation, molecular function: protein binding; calcium ion binding.